This is a messenger RNA of Chinchilla lanigera (long-tailed chinchilla), 1791 nucleotides long. It is a transcript of the gene Agfg2, whose product is annotated as ArfGAP with FG repeats 2. NCBI's taxonomy places the organism in Eukaryota, Metazoa, Chordata, Mammalia, Rodentia, Chinchillidae. Gene Ontology annotation, molecular function: GTPase activator activity. The coding region runs from base 168 to 1703 and encodes 511 amino acids. The record is from RefSeq and is a predicted model, not a curated record. The transcript has 14 exons.
CAGGACAGGCGAGGCAGGGGCGGCCGAGUCCGGAGCGGACGCCGCCGGCUUCCGAGCUUUUCUGUCAGGGUUGGCCGGAGUGCGAAGGCGGCGGAGGCGGGAAGGCGUCCGUGGUUGAAGGAGCGGUGCUGUUCUAGCCGGGAGGAGGUCGGAGGGUGUGGGCCACGAUGGUGAUGGCGGCCAAAAAGGGUCCAGGCCCUGGUGGCGGGGUCGGCGGGGGAAAGGCGGAGGCGGAGGCAGCCUCGGAGGUGUGGUGCCGCCGGGUGCGGGAGCUGGGCGGCUGCAGCCAGGCCGGGAACCGCCACUGCUUCGAGUGUGCCCAGCGCGGGGUCACCUACGUGGACAUCACCGUGGGCAGCUUCGUCUGCACCACCUGCUCCGGCCUCCUGAGAGGCCUGAACCCGCCUCAUCGAGUCAAGUCCAUCUCCAUGACAACUUUCACGGAACCUGAGGUAGUGUUCCUGCAGUCUCGUGGAAAUGAGGUCUGCAGGAAGAUCUGGCUGGGUCUUUUUGAUGCUCGGACAUCUUUAAUACCAGAUUCCAGGGAUCCCCAGAAGGUGAAGGAGUUUCUCCAGGAAAAAUAUGAAAAGAAAAGAUGGUACGUCCCCCCGGACCAAGUCAAGGGGCCCGCUUAUACCAAAGGCAGCACCUCCACCCCUGUCCAGGGCUCCAUGCCAGAAGGGAAGCCCCAGAGGACACUUCUGGGGGAUCCCAUGCCAUCCGUCACAGAUGCUGCCGCCACCUCUAGCCAGUCUGCCGGCCAGUCUCAGGCUCGGACAGCCCAGGCCCGGAGCUCCCAGCCUCCUCUGCACUCCUCCGCCAAGAAAGCCAGCACGGACCUGCUGGCUGACAUCGGGGGAGACCCCUUUGCUGCUCCCCAGGUGACACCGUCUUUUGCUGCGUUCCCGGCCUUUGCGGGCCAGACACCUUCCCAUGGGGGCUUUGCCAACUUUGAUGCCUUCGGCAGCAAUCCCAGCUCUUCUGCCUUCGGAAGCCUCCCUCCCGCAGCCCAAGCCCCCUUCCAGGCCCAGCCGGGGCCCACAGCCAGUCGGAUGCUAACAGGAAGUUACAGCUUUGGUGACACAUCAAUAAAAGCCGGUGCUGGCUGGAGGGAGGGACAGACAUUUCCAUCCGGGAAGUGGAGCAGCCAGGUGACUCCGUUCGGUGCCGCUCCGCUUGCAGCUGCCAGUCAGCCCAGCAGCCUCGCAGAUAUGGGCAGCCUCUUGGGACCUGGGGUGUCCACUGGAGGCGUCCCUGGCAGCAUCUUCGGGAUGGCCAGCCAGGUCCCCGCGCUCCAGUCUGCAGUGCCUGGCGGCGGCAACACAGGACUUCCCUUUGGAGCAGCCUUCACCAAUCCUUUCGCCACCCCUGCGGCCCAGCCCCAGCUGCCUUCCACCAACCCGUUCCAGCCCAAUGGCCUGGCUCCAGGGUCUGGCUUUGGGAUGAGCAGUGCCGGGCCUGGCUUCGCUCAGCCAGUGCCACCCUCUGGGGCCUUUGCCAGCACCUUCCCCUCACCGCUGUUCCCCCCACAGACCUCGCUGACGCCGCAGCAGAAUGGUUCUUCCUUUGGGGACUUGGGGCCCACCAGGCUGGUGCAAAGGCCACUCAGCCAGCCGGCUGGGAUCUCUACCAAUCCCUUCAUGACUGGAUCCUCACCAAGCCCGUUUGCCUCCAAACCUCCAACUACAAACCCGUUCUUGUAGCACUGUGUGCAGGGGGAUCUCUUCCCCAUUUUCUGGGGACCCUCUGCUCCCUAAAGCCCUGGUCACCCCUUCCUUGCCUUAGGCAUUU